CAGGACUCUGUUUACUUUCUCUUCUUUGCUAAGGAAGGCCGGUUCACUGGGACCGCGGCGCACACAGGCCCGCCAGGGGAAAUGCUCAGUCCAAGACCUUAACUUUUAAAAGCCCUUUGUUCCAAACGUUAGUGUGGACGAUGCUCUUGCAGGAUGCCUUUCCUUUUGGGUCUUAGACAGGAUAAGGAAACCUGUGUGGGUACCAACAAUCAAAGCUACAUCUGUGACACAGGACACUGCUGUGGACAGUCUCAGUGCUGCAACUACUACUAUGAACUCUGGUGGUUCUGGCUGGUGUGGACCAUCAUCAUCAUCUUGAGCUGCUGCUGUGUGUGCCACCACCGCCGAGCCAAGCAUCGCCUUCAGGCCCAGCAGCGGCAGCAUGAAAUCAACCUGAUCGCCUAUCGAGAAGCCCACAAUUACUCAGCGCUGCCAUUUUAUUUCAGGUUUUUGCCAAACUAUUUACUACCUCCUUAUGAGGAAGUGGUGAACCGACCUCCGACUCCUCCCCCACCGUACAGUGCCUUCCAGCUACAGCAGCAGCAGCAGCAGCUGCCUGUGCAGUGUGGCCCCGCGGGCGCCAGCCCCCCGGGCUCCGAUCCCACCAGGGUCCCCCAGGAGGCGCAGAGUAGCCCCUUGUCGGGGCCCAGCAGAAGCAGCACGAGACCCCCGAGCAUCGCAGACACUGAGCCCUCCGACGUGCCAGCCAGCACAGCAGCCACCAAAGCCGCAGAAAUGGAGCCCAGUGGCUCUGUGGCAGGCCUGGGGGAGCUGGGCCCCGGGGCCUUCCUGGACAAAGAUUCCGACUGUAAGGAGGAGCUGCUGCGAGAUUACAGCUCCGAGCAAGGCAGCACCCUCCCCGAUAGCAAAGACAAGACUCCUGGCCGACAUCGCCGCUUCACAGGUGACUCAGGCAUCGAGGUGUGUGUAUGCAACCGGGGCCACCAUGACGACGACCUCAAGGAGUUCAACACGCUCAUUGACGACGCUCUGGAUGGGCCCCUGGACUUCUGUGACAGCUGCCACGUGCGGCCCCCCGGUGACGAGGAGGAAGGGCUCUGCCAGCCCUCCGAGGAGCAGGCCCGCGAGCCCGGGCACCCCCACCUGCCACGGCCGCCCGCGUGCCUGCUGCUGAACACCAUCAAUGAGCAGGACUCCCCGAACUCUCAGAGCAGCAGCUCCCCCAGCUAGAGCAGGCCCUGCCUGCGGCUUGACAACUUGGCACAGCAACCAGGGCAGGGGAGCGCCAUGACGGAAGCAUUAAGUGACUUUCCGGAAGAGUGGUCCAGCCACUUCCGUUCCUUGCCCCCCGCCCCUCGGCUCCUGCAUUUUCCUGCAUCUCCCGUUGCAGCGGGGGGCGUGGAUGCCUCUCCGCCCACAGAAGCACGGUGUUGUGGGGGACUGAGAGGUUGGUUCUUUCUGUGACUCAUUCCUCAUACCCCACCCUGUCCCCCUUUCUCUCUUUUCAAGUCAUAUCUCACUCCCCGCUUGGUCAGAGAGAUGUGUGUUUCAGAAGCCCCAAGGAGGGGGCUGAGACUGUGCCCUGAGGUCACUCUUGGUGGUGGAGUGGAUUUAUGCUCUGGCGUUCGUUUAAGAGAACUUUGCUGUGUCUCAGCCUGGGAGAGGUGGCAGGUCUCAGCCCUGGGUGAAGAAGGAAGGCCGCAGAGGCCCAGGGAUUGUCACCCCUCGCUGCCCUUGGCUGCAGAGCUAGAGCUGGGCUUGUCCUUGGGGCAGCAGAGAGCUCGUAGACAGUUUUGUGGUAGGCUGGUGGGGGGCUUACUGCUCUCUCAGAUUUCAGGUGAUGAGGUCAAUGUACCACUGUGCAUCCUUGCGGGCGCCCUUCCCAGCAGGUUUUGGCUGGCCACAGACUGGUUCAGUGUGGAACAUCCUAUCACGUUUCUGGUUUUUCUUUAAACAACAACAGAGCUGAAAACAAGAACUUUACCAGUGGGGGCAGGCAAGAAUUCUGUUCUGGAAAAGGGAAUUCUGUGGCUCUAUCCCAAGUUGACCUUGAAGGAACCUGGCUACCUUUGAGCCAGGAAGAGAGGUUUCGUGUGCAGGCUUGGGUGGGGGCUGUCUCAAACUUUGGUGGGAGCACAGGAGGCCCUGAGCCGUGGCAGUGGAUACAGGUGCAGCUCUCUGCAUCUCUGUCCUUUGCUCUGUGCCUGUAGGUGACCAGGGUCCCCCCCCACCAACACACAGUCUGCAGGCCUUCAUGCCUUGCUGUUCUCUGUGAACAAAUGAGGCUGUGGGUCCUCACAAGGAGUGGCCCCAUAGCCUGGCUUUUACACAGUAUUUUCUCUUGAUUCUGAAUAACUUCUUCUGGGUUUGUUUUGUUUUGUUUUUUUAAACUGACCACUUGGGGAAAAAAAUGCCUUGGUUAUCUGUGGUUUUCAUACCCUUUCCCAGCCCUUCCCCAGCCCCCUUUUUGAGUGGGGUAACUAUUUUUGUAGCCUAUGUAAAGAGCCUAAGUGGCCCAGGUAGGAGGGUGAAGGCAGGGGUCCGGAAAACCUGCAGGAUCCUUAUUACUGUAGUUUGGCUUCAGAUAACCAGUUGAGUUUGAUAGGAAUAACCUGAAUGGAGAAAGCAAACAGCUAAAACUAACAUUCCCUUUCCAGCGCUGUUCAUGUGAGAGUGAUUCUUUCCCCCUCUCUUGAACGAUGAUAUUCACGUUAGGCAUUGACGUUACAGUAAGAAAGGAAAAAUUUAAAAAAAUCUAUACAUAUGUACAAAAAUAGACAAAUCCAAGGCUGUGAGGUAAACGAGUGUCUGCGUUUGGAGUCCACAAAACCAAAAUCUGUGUUGAACAAAGUGAAGUCUAUGUACAAUGACUUUUUGGAUCGCCUGUGUAUGUCUGUCCACUGUGUGUGAGCCCCCAGCCCUGUGUUCCUGUGAAUAUACUUUGAAUGGCAGCCGUUGUGCUCACGUCAGCCACACGUUCGGAGCAGAUAUGGCCCUCUCAAGGUAAUUUAUUUUACACAUUUACUGUUUACUGAACAAACGUCUGACUGUGUACUCGGGUGUAUCCAGCAGCAUUGUCGAUGGCAGCCCCGCCCCCACGCCCACCCCCACGUCCCUGUUCUGCCAGAGAUAACUGUGCUCGAAGUAGAGGCUUUCCUCUACCCAUCACUGCAAUUUGCACAUCGCUCCGUGGACACUUGGAGGCCUGUGUUCUGUUCCCUGUAUAUGGAAAUGUGCUCUGAACCUGCCAGCCUCCCUCGGCUCCUCCUGGCCCUAGGGAUCAGCCCCCAGGGGGCGUUCAAAACCACUCUGCCCAGAAAGGCGAAGGCGGAACUUCAGACAGAAGCUUGAUUGGAUCUUCAGUGACAAGCUUGGACUAGCUGUGGCCCUUCCCGGAAUUGCCAGGAGAGUUUGGCAGACACCGCAGUGCCAUAGGGCUUACCUCUCUCUGCUGAGGCCCAGCGUCGUGCAAGCAAGCCCGGGUGUGGCAGGAGUGGGCGGGAGUGCGUCAGCAGCCCUCAGAUGCCUUUCCUUCCACUGUUGUUUUUUUUGUUUUGUUUCGUUUUGUUUUGUUUUGAAUAAAAUCCCAAACAACUCACUGAAGGAUUCACCAAAAUGAAUCCUUCUUCAGUUAACUGAUCAAAUGGAUGAAUUCUGGCCCUCUCAAGUUUCCUUCCCCAGCAGGGAGUAGGGAACUGGUCUGCGUGUUAACUGUUGGGGUCACUGCAGCGUCCUGCCCUAACGGCAUGAGAAAAAUCGAAUGCAGCCACGGAGCCAGGAGCCAGGCUUGAUUUCAGCGAUCACAGUCUGGCCCCUGCCAAGGGGGGCUCCCCUGCCAGGAGAGAGAUGGAAAUAGGAAGCUGAAAGACUAGUCGGGGCAGGGCAGGGGUUGGGGGGCAGGGAGAUUUGACUGAAUCUGGUUUUUCAUGUGAACGAGAAGCAAGGGGCUGGUCUGGUGGAGGGUUUGGUGCUACAGUCGGAAGAGUUGCAAAUGCUAACACAUUCCUGUGUGAGGCACAUCACCAUUUGUCAGUUCUUGUGAAUAUGUGUAUUUUAAGCAAUAAGAUUCAGCUGGUCAGACUUUUCUGGGCAGUCUCGGUGACGCAUUUCCUGUGCUGUGAUUGUUCUGAAGACAGAGUGGCUCUAACCACUGUGAGAAGCUCAAAUAAAAUCAAUCCCAAAAAUGCAA
This is a messenger RNA of Suricata suricatta (meerkat), 4150 nucleotides long. RefSeq names its product WW domain binding protein 1 like (gene WBP1L). NCBI's taxonomy places the organism in Eukaryota, Metazoa, Chordata, Mammalia, Carnivora, Herpestidae. The record is from RefSeq and is a predicted model, not a curated record. The coding region runs from base 154 to 1191 and encodes 345 amino acids. The transcript is spliced from 4 exons.